GGAACUUACUAAAGCAGAUCUGUCAAUGGCUUCACAGACCAUAAACUUCACCACCUGGAAUGUUAAUGGACUUAAAAGACAAAGAGAUCAGAAAUUUCAAAAAUUACAAAAUGCUGACGUUGUUUUCUUACAAGAGACACACAUUGGAGUGGGAGAUGAACAUAUUAUAGAAGGUCUAAAAAACAAGUGGCAUAUUUUCUACACAACGUAUAUGUCCCGAAAGGGAUCAGCCAUACUAGUGAAGAAAACACUGGAUUUUGAAUACAUAAGUGAUGAAAAAGAUGACUGUGGAGCUUAUGUUGUGCUGAAAUGUAAAGUGAAAAGUCAGCUGUACACACUGGUUAGUGUUUAUAACCAUGGCACAGACAAAAAAACCCUUGAUAAACUUUCAAGCUACCUGCAGUCAAUGACCACAGGACUGCUGGUGAUCGGUGGAGAUUUCAACACAGUUCUGAAUCCAUUUAUUGACAAAGACAAUUCAAAAAGGGUGACAGAUACCUCAAUCCACAGAAAGCUGCGCUUUUGUGUGAAAAAGUUCCUGAAAUCUCUUCAGCUGGUUGAUGUCUGGAGAAGAAAGAAUCCUGUAAAUCAAAAUUAUACAUUCAAUAGUCAAGUUGCUUCCAGGCUAGAUUAUUUCUUCUUUCCAGAAGAAUGCAUGUGGCGUGUCAGAAGUUGUCAAAUCAGAGACUCAGGGAUGUGCGAUCAUCGUCCUGUGUACUUGGAAAUUGGAAAUGUACUUUUUCAGAAAGAUCUCCACGUACAAUUAUUCUCCCAACUAUUUAAUCAUAAAAAGCAUAUUUUGACAUAUGAGACAGGUUCAUCACUGGGUAAAGAAAGCCCACAUGCACUCAGUGAAGUUGAUAUUGUUUCAGCUGUAAAUUCUCUUCAAGUGUCAGACACACCGAGACCAGACGGCAUCCCAGUUUCCUUCUACAAAGACAACAUUCAGGUUAUAAUUCCAUACAUAAAGAUGAUCUAUGACAGAAUCCACAGCGGUGCAUUUAACUGCUCUGAGAAACACUUUAAUGAAACUGUGAAAAGUCCCCAUGACAAUAGUCAACACUUCUUUAACGUUGAUUACCUUGUCAUUGCAACUAUUCUGGCCAGACGUCUAGAUGAUUACUUGGAGUCUCAGUCAAAGGGUCGGGUACCAAAAGAUUUAGCUACUGUCAUGAUCACUCCCAAAACAUUCUGCACUGAGAUGAGGUUGUCUCAUAUUCAGGACGAAAUAGAAAAGCAAAAACGGUCAAACCCAACUCUGUAUCAGGAUUUUCUCAUUGUGAAAAACCUCCUCAGAGAUGCACCAGAAGCAGAUACUGAAUCUGUAGAUGAUUCAAGCGAGAGAGACAAACUGCUGGAUCAGGGCUGUCCUUUGACCCCAGUUCUCAUUAUGCUGGCUUUGAAAUUAUUUGGCUCUGCAUUAGCUGGGCAUUUAAAACAGCAGGAUAUUCUAGUUUUCAAAGAAAGCGUGAUACUUUGCAUCCAACCUGAGGACCUUGAGAAAGUAUUAGCUGCUGUGAUGGAAAGAGCUAAUGAAGUGUUUUAUGUUAAGGAAUUAUACAGAGGAAAUUUUAAUGGUGAACAAUUAAAGUGUAUAGGAAAUGAGUUUAAGGAUAAAGAUUGUGCUGAAAUGGAUGCAGAAACAUUUGUAAACACAGAGGAAGAAUCAAAAGCCAGUUGGACUAGUAGAGAGGAUGAAGAGGAUGAUUUUGUAAUACAUAAGGAAGAAAACAUUUCAGUGGAGGGUGAUGGAAGGCACACCAUGUAUGCAGUUGUUACUCUGCAAGACUCAGAUGAGGUGGUGGUGGCACCAACAAACUGGCUGAGUCUAGACAAGAAACAAUGUUACUGGCCCCCAUUCAAAUCACCAGACAAGUGCAUGGAAGCUGUUCAGAACAGAAUUAAAACUGAAACAGGAGGGAAACCAUGGGAGAAACUGAACAUUAGCUUUCACAGAGAACAUGACACUUUUGAGAAGGCAAAAGAGGGGCAAAAAGAAACCAAAGAGCAGAAAGAACGGUCAUAUCUAUUAGCCACUGGAUUCCCUGGAAUACUAAAAAGACAAAGACUUGAAAGCACUCAAGGAAUGUCAAAUAAUUAUCUACAACCACUUCCUGCAGUAACACCUGCAUCGACAUCCAGAAUGACAGCUGAUGAGAAGGAUGAGCUCCUCCAAAUGCUGAGAGACAUCAAGAGCACGGUUCAGGAAAACCGUGCUAUGUUAAAGAAACUAUUAAAAGACAAUACAGUUUCUGAAGCCCCCAGCAGUACAAGCGUGCCUUCAAAAGCUAUUAAAGCAAACCUAAAACUGCCUCUUGGAACCUUUGAAGAUUUGGCCAUGAGGGAAAGAGAGCUCAGCACCGCAACAACACGGAAAAAAUAUGUAAAAUUUUUGUCAGGACUUGGAGGUUUUGGCCCCAAGGAUGUGAUUAAGAAUAUUAUGCAGCAAGUUAUAACAGAUGAUCUGGCUAAGGAGUUCAACUGGCAGGGGAGAGGAGAAAAAAGACCCUUCUCUCAUCUUAUUUUAACAGAUGUGAUCCGAGAUGCUGCAUUCAAACGAAGUGUAAACAGGGCUGAGUGUGAAAAUGAAAUUAAAAAAUAUUUGAGUUACACAGCUGACAGACUCGGUCGGAAGCGACUAAGAGAACAAGGAGGUCCUGGGCUUGAGAAUCCAAAUGAGAUUUCCCCCUCACUGAUGCCAGAGACAGAAAUACCUUGGGACAUUUUGGGAUUUUGAUCAUCAAUCAAAGGUCAUGAAGACCUACUUGUAUAUUAAACACAUAAAUAUACAAUUUAUUUCACUUUGACAUGAUUAAAUUAAUUGUCAUAUGCCAGCAGUGGGAUUAGCAUGCUUGUCUGAUCCAAUAUCUAAAAGAUUAAUAAAAAAAAUAAAUAAAUAAAUAAAUAAAA
This is a messenger RNA of Carassius gibelio (silver crucian carp), 2910 nucleotides long. RefSeq lists its product as uncharacterized. Gene Ontology annotation, molecular function: catalytic activity. The record is from RefSeq and is a predicted model, not a curated record. The coding region runs from base 26 to 2737 and encodes 903 amino acids. Lineage: Eukaryota; Metazoa; Chordata; Actinopteri; Cypriniformes; Cyprinidae. The transcript is spliced from 8 exons.